AUUACGUCCUGACUGAUUAGUUAUCGCUAGAAAAAUGUAUACAUAAAUAUGUUUCACGGAGUGCAGAAUGAAGUUGCACCGUUGGGGAUUUUGCCCCGCAUUAAACAUACCUCAGGAUAAUUCAUUUGCACAAUGGCUGCUUCAAGGAAAGUGGGAUCUUUGCGCCUGCCUCCGCUGCCCACUGUAGGUGAGCUGAUAAAGCUGUACAACCUGCGAGCAGAGAAGCAGCUUUCCCAGAACUUUCUGCUGGACUUAAAGCUCACAGACAAGAUAGUUCGCCAGGCUGGCAGUUUGACGGGUGCUCGUGUCUGCGAAGUGGGUCCAGGUCCUGGUGGUCUCACCCGCUCCAUUCUUAAUGCAGAAGCGGCAGAUGUGCUAGUUGUGGAGAAAGAUUCACGCUUCAUCCCUGGACUGAAGCUGCUGUCUGAGGCAUCACCAGGCCGGUUGAGGAUUGUUCAUGGAGACAUUCUCACCUACAGGAUGGAUCGAGGAUUCCCAGCAGCUAUCUCAAAGCCUUGGGAGGAAGACCCACCAAACCUUCACAUCAUUGGGAACUUACCAUUCAGUGUCUCGACCCCACUCAUCAUCAAGUGGCUGGAAAAUAUAGCGGACAGGACGGGGCCGUUCACCUUCGGACGCACCCGACUCACCCUCACGUUCCAAAAGGAGGUGGCAGAGAGGUUGACAGCCAGCACCGGCAGCAAUCAGAGAAGUCGUCUGUCCAUCAUGGCUCAGUAUCUCUGCACCGUCAAAAAGUGCUUCAUCAUCCCUGGGCGAGCGUUUGUUCCCAAGCCAGAGGUGGACGUGGGAGUAGUUCACUUCACCCCUCUGGUCAAGCCUCAGAUUCAACAGUCCUUCAAGCUGGUGGAGAAAGUAGUCAGGAAUGUUUUCCAGUUCCGUCGGAAGCACUGCCAUAAAGGAAUCGGAAUGUUGUUUCCGGAGGCGUCCCGCUUGGAGCUGACGCAGGAGAUGAUGCAGAGGGCAGACGUGGACCCCAUUCUGCGCCCCACCGAGCUCACCAUACCCCACAUAAGGGCCUUAUCGGACGCCUACGCUCACCUCUGCACCAACGACCCCAGCCUCUUUAGCUACAACUUCAGAGAAGAACUCAGACUGAAGCACCUGGGGAGGAAUCACCACACUUCAGUGGACGUGUUUAAGGAGAUGCCGAGUGCUCCACAACCAUGCUGAAAACAAGCAUGGAAACCAAAAGGAGCCCACUAAUAGCCUCUGUUAGCACAGAAAGACAACACAUUGCUCUUAGCCUUGACAUUUCCACCUGGCACAGACAUGCAUUUUUAAACAUUCUCUUUGCACCCUGGGAGAAAUAAGUCACUCGAAACACAUGAAUGGUGUAUGAGCGGUGCUUGCCUUCCAUGCGUUUUUGGGAAGGGGAAAGAAAGCAGCUAGUUGCCCAUAGCAGCUCCUGGCGAGUAAGUAUCUCUUUAUGUCCCAUUUCUUUUUUCAUUUCUAUCUAACACCUUGUCCUGCGGGAGCUGAAAGAAAUGUCAGUGCUUUCAGGGUGAUUUAGAGAACGGGAACAUGGCAGCUCCACAUCCAGGACAAUUUUUUUUCAUUCAAGUGUGUAUUGCUCCGUCACUUGGGAGACGGAGCUUAAAGGGCUGCUGAAAUUGCUGCAAAUUUGUCAGCUCAAAUAAGAAACCAGGCAAAAUAAGGAUCAGAACUCAUAGUAAAAUAAUUUUUAACCAUCUUUUUUCUUUUAUUACAUUCUCUCAAUAAAUAUUUUAUUGAUUAUGUAAGCCGUUGUUUGUAUGUAUGCCAAAGCUACAAGUAAAUGAGCCAACGUUGUGAAAUAUUACCAGUUUUGUUUUAUCAAAUUAAAACACUUUGUAAGCAAACUGAAUGUUGUGAAUAAACUUGAAGCUGUAGUUAUUCAAAUGUUA
Gambusia affinis (western mosquitofish) is the source of this 1904-nucleotide messenger RNA. RefSeq names its product transcription factor B1, mitochondrial (gene tfb1m). The coding region runs from base 133 to 1191 and encodes 352 amino acids. The transcript has 8 exons. Gene Ontology annotation, biological process: rRNA methylation; transcription initiation at mitochondrial promoter. The record is from RefSeq and is a predicted model, not a curated record. Gene Ontology annotation, molecular function: mitochondrial transcription factor activity; rRNA (adenine-N6,N6-)-dimethyltransferase activity. Gene Ontology annotation, cellular component: mitochondrial matrix. NCBI's taxonomy places the organism in Eukaryota, Metazoa, Chordata, Actinopteri, Cyprinodontiformes, Poeciliidae.